CUCUACUGUAAAAUAUAGAGUAUUAUAACGAUUUAUAUCAAACACGUUAAAGUAACAAGCUUUUUUUGUGAGUUUGACUUGCGUCAAGAAAACCGCCUUAUGGGAAAAUAAAGACCGCCAUUUGGAAUUUCAAAAUCCGCACAUUGUUAUCUUUUUUUCACUCUUUGGCGUUGUUUUUACUAGAUUUUGUUUCCUAUCUAUUUUUAAAGAUAAAUGGUUGGCUGUGGUCUACUCAAGCAGUUCUCGCGUUCACUCAAGAGAUCAAGCAGCUUAUCUUCCAGUACAGCCACGAUCGUUGGUUCUACACAUAAAGUAGACUACUCCACUACAAAUAAAGAAGCACUUGACUUCCUUGACUUUUUAAACGCUUCACCUUCGCCCUUCCACGCUGUACAUGAAGCGUCUGCUCGCCUAGAGAAAGCAGGAUUUCAAAAGAUUAGUGAAAAAAAUGAAUGGCACUUGAAAAAGAAGGGCAAGUAUUAUUUCACACGAAACGGGUCAUCACUGGUUGCCUUUGUUAUCGGCGGAGAAUAUCAUGUAGAUAAAGGUGGGUUUUCUAUCGUGGGUGCACAUACGGAUUCACCCUGUCUGAAGGUCAAACCGGUCAGUAAAAAGGAGCAACAAGGGUACUUGGAGGUCGGUGUUCAAUUAUAUGGUGGUGGUAUUUGGCAUACCUGGUUUGAUCGUGAUCUGGGUAUUGCUGGACGAGUGAUGGUAAAGCAAGCAGAUGGAUCUUUUCGACAUACACUUGUGGACAUAAAAAAACCUAUCUUACGUGUUCCCACAUUGGCUAUUCAUCUGGACGGAUCUGUCAAUGAUGCGUUUAAAUUUAACAAGGAAACUCACAUGGUGCCUAUUUUAGCAACCGCAGCAAAAUCAGCACUGAAUGAGUUAAAAAAAGGAAACGACGAGACAGAUAAACAUCAUACUGCUUUGAUGCACCUGCUGUCCAACAAGAUGAAUGUCGACAUUGGUCAAAUUCAUGAUUUUGAGCUUUGCCUUUUUGACACACAAGCUGCUACCCUGGGUGGCAUAUAUGAUGAAUUUAUCUAUUCAGCCAGAUUGGACAACUUGGGUAUGACUUACUGUUCAUUGAUGGCACUUAUAGAAUCCAAAAAUAUUCAGGAGGACAAGAACAUUCGACUGAUUUCAUUAUUUGAUAAUGAAGAAAUUGGCAGUACGAGUGCCCAUGGAGCCAAUUCGAACUUGUUACCUAGUACUUUAGAAAGAAUAGUAGCCUCGAUAAAGCCUUCAGUGAAUACCAAACUUGCACUUGAAAAGGCGAUUCACAGGAGCAUGCUUGUUAGUGCUGAUAUGGCGCACGCUGUGCAUCCUAAUUAUGCGGAGAAAUAUGAAGAAAAUCAUCGACCUCAGAUGCAUAAAGGAACUGUCAUCAAAAUAAAUGCGAAUCAGAAAUAUGCAACUACUGCAGCAACAAGCUUAAUUUUACGCGAAAUAGCGCGUCAAAGAAGUAUUCCUAUUCAGGAAUUUGUCGUUCGUAAUGACUCUCCGUGUGGCUCUACUAUUGGGCCUAUGUUGAGUGCUAAAUUAGGGUUACGUACAGUAGAUGUUGGCAAUCCACAACUGAGUAUGCAUUCUAUUAGGGAAAUUAGUGGUGUAGAUGAUGUCAAGCAUGGCAUUGACUUACUAAAGUCCUUCUUUGAACUCUUCCCUGAUAUUGAUGCCAAAGUGUUUAUAGAUUAAAUUUAUCAUUUUUCAAGUUAUUGUCUUGUUGUCAAUUGUUAUGUACACUCCGCACUUCUUUUUUAUUUUUCUGGUUUGAGUUCUUUCUCUUUCUUUUUUCUUUCUU
Rhizopus microsporus ATCC 52813 is the source of this 1810-nucleotide messenger RNA. RefSeq names its product aspartyl aminopeptidase. Gene Ontology annotation, biological process: proteolysis. The record is from RefSeq and is a predicted model, not a curated record. The transcript is spliced from 8 exons. Gene Ontology annotation, molecular function: aminopeptidase activity; zinc ion binding. Lineage: Eukaryota; Fungi; Mucoromycota; Mucoromycetes; Mucorales; Rhizopodaceae. Bases 214 to 1704 code for a protein of 496 amino acids.